AGAGACAGCACUACUUAUCGCCAACAUUUGGUCACAGCAUUCAACGGAUGGCCAUUUGGUCCAAUGCCGACCACAACUUGACACCUGUUCAGCGACUGAUGAGCUCCUGUGUUGGCGCCACUGUCACCUCCCUCUGCACCACUCCUCUGGAUGUAGUGAAGACACGACUUCAAGCGCAGCAGAAGGCGACGCUAACUGUGACAAAGAAACCAACGGUGACCUCAGCGGUGGCCAAACAGGCGUCCGGACACUUCGGCGAGACCUUUUCAGCUCGCCUUCCGCACUGGCAAGACACCUCACCUGAGGGCCGAGUGAUGGCAAUACCGGGAACUGUACUCUAUUUCACGGUAUACGACGAGUUACGCGAAUCUCUGUGCUGUCGGUUCCGGUGGUCGGCCGACAAACAGCCCCUAUGGGUGCCCGUUGUGUGCGGCGGCGCCGCCCGAACGCUGACAGCCGUCACUGUCAGUCCUAUCGAAAUGAUAAGAACUAAACUUCAGUCCCAACGCUUGACGUACGGCCAGACGGGUCGGGCGAUAGCGGCUCUGGUACGGGCGCGAGGCUACCGCUCCCUAUGGCGAGGUCUUAGCGCCACUAUCGCUCGUGUUGUGCCCUUUUCGUGCAUAUACUGGGCCUCCUAUGAGACCGCAAAAGUCCAGUUCAAUGCCAAUCCCAGAGAACCGACGUUUUGGGUGAGUUUCUGGUGCGGCGCCGGUGCCGGCACUCUGGCCUCACUGCUCACCACACCUUUCGAUGUCGUCAAAACGCACCGACAGAUUGAUUGGUCGGCCGACGGGUCGUCCCAACGAAUUGACCGCAUUUUGGCCGCUAUUUACCGAUCGCAAGGACUGCGGGGACUGUUCGCCGGCGCCACUCCCCGGGCUCUUCGCGAGGCGCCCGCCUCUGCCGUAAUGAUCGGUGUGUUUGAAGUGUCGAAAGCAGCGCUGGUCAUACCGGGCAUUGGUAUCUACUUUACAUCGUACGAUAUGAUGCGCGUACACCUGUGCCAGCGGUACGGGUACGGCGGGUCCGGACAGCCAUCAACGCCCGCUUGGAUACCGAUAACGGCCGGGGGUUUGUCGCGAACUCUGGCCGCCGUUAUCUUCAGUCCCAUAGAGAUGGUGCGAACGAAGAUGCAGUCGACACAUAUCACGUACGGCGAAGUGGGCCGAGCGGUGCGCCAUAUGGUGGCCACACAGGGCUACCGUUCACUCUGGACCGGACUCAGCGCCACAAUACUACGAGACGCGCCCUUUUCGUCCAUCUAUUGGCUGGUCUACGAGAAGAUGAAGGCCGGCCUCAACGCCCCGGUAGAGCCACCCGUGGCCGUGAGUUUUGUGUGCGGCGCCACCGCAGGCACAGUGUCCGGUCUGGUCACUCACCCCUUUGAUGUGGUUAAGACUCACCGGCAAACCGAGUUGGGACAGACUGGACACACCACUGUCGGUGCCAAAGGGUCGGCCAAUCGAAACCCAUAUAAAACGUCAGAUAUAUUGGCCAUCAUUUACCGAGAGAAGGGUCUGAGGGGACUGUUUGCCGGCAUUUGGCCCCGUGUUAUGCGUAUAGCACCCGGCUGUGCCAUCAUGAUCACCACGUUUGAAUGUGGCAAGACUUAUUUCAGACGCUACAAUGACCGUCAAGUGACCAUAGGCAAAUUA
This is a messenger RNA of Medioppia subpectinata, 1658 nucleotides long. The record is from the annotation of a GenBank genome assembly. Lineage: Eukaryota; Metazoa; Arthropoda; Arachnida; Sarcoptiformes; Oppiidae.